Messenger RNA from Beta vulgaris subsp. vulgaris (sugar beet), 1703 nucleotides. RefSeq names its product glycolate oxidase 1. The coding region runs from base 542 to 1393 and encodes 283 amino acids. Gene Ontology annotation, molecular function: oxidoreductase activity; FMN binding. The transcript is spliced from 13 exons. Lineage: Eukaryota; Viridiplantae; Streptophyta; Magnoliopsida; Caryophyllales; Amaranthaceae. The record is from RefSeq and is a predicted model, not a curated record.
AAAUCGUCCUCAAUGUCAUUGGUAUUUCAGUAGUCCAAUUCUGACUUUUCUUUUCUUUUUGCUUUUACAAUUAUACCAAGAAUAAAAGAAGACGCUAAAUCGUCCACCAUUUCUCGUCAGUACUCAGUAGUCACCCUCACGGCCUCACUUAGAUAAAACAAACUCUGACGUUAACUUCAACAGUCAACACCUGCUUGAUCUUGAAUCUCCUCUCUCUAAGCUUUAACCAUACAGCAGAUUACUACCCCAGUCUCUCGCUAUGAGCAUGAUGGAGAUAACUAAUGUUUCUGAAUAUGAAAAAUUGGCAAAGGAGAGACUGCCGAAGAUGAUUUAUGAUUAUUAUGCAUCAGGUGCUGAAGAUCAAUGGACUCUUGAAGAGAAUAGAAAUGCAUUUUCAAGGAUUUUGUAGGUUCCGGCCUCGAAUCCUUAUUGAUGUAAGCCAAAUAGAUAUCACAACAAAGGUCUUGGGUUUCAAAAUUUCCAUGCCGAUCAUGAUUGCUCCUACAGCAAUGCAAAAAAUGGCUCAUCCAGAGGGUAAAUCAUGAUCUUCAGAGAAUUUGCAACAGCGAGGGCAGCAUCUGCUGCUGGCACAAUUAUGACAUUGUCUUCAUGGGCCACAUCUAGUGUAGAAGAAGUUGCCUCAACAGGUCAUGGAAUUCGUUUUUUCCAGCUCUAUGUGAUGAGAGACAGGAAUUUUGUUGCUCAGCUAGUUAAGCGAGCUGAGGAAGCUGGUUUUAGAGCUAUUGUUCUCACAGUUGAUACACCAAGGCUAGGUAGAAGAGAGGAUGAUAUUAAGAACAGAUUUGCUCUCCCACCACAUUUGACAUUAAAGAACUUUGAGGAGCUGGGUAUUGGUAAGAUUGAUCGGACAGACGACUCUGGAUUAGCUUCAUAUGUUUCGUCACAAGUUGACCGGUCACUGAGUUGGAAGGAUGUAAAGUGGCUUCAGACCAUUACGAAGUUGCCAAUUUUGCUUAAAGGAGUGCUUACUGCUGAGGAUGCAAGACUGGCAGUGCAAGCAGGUGCUGCAGGAAUCAUUGUGUCCAACCAUGGAGCUCGACAGCUUGAUUAUGUUCCUGCAACCAUCAUGGCUUUAGAAGAGAUUGUGAAAGCCGUGCAAUGCCAAAUUCCUGUUUUCUUGGACGGUGGUGUUCGUCGUGGUACUGAUGUUUUCAAAGCAUUAGCUCUAGGAGCAUCUGGCGUAUUUAUUGGUAGACCAGUAGUUUUUUCACUAGCUGUUCAUGGAGAAGCUGGUGUUCAGAAAGUGCUUCAAAUGCUCCGUGAUGAGUUUGAGGUCACAAUGGCAUUGAGUGGUUGCCGAAAGGUUGAGGAGAUUACUCGUAACCAUGUAAUGACAGAAUGGAACACUCCCCGGAUCUGUCCGAAGUUAUAAGUCGUGCUCAUUAGCAUUAUCAUAACCUAUGCGAAGUAGAAUUCAGGAGUUGGUGAAAUAAGGCUUAUUGUAUUUGGAAUUUAUGGUUGCACCUCAAAAUAUAUGUCAAAAAAUAAUGAAAUUGCUUGGAUUAAAUAAAGUAUCAGACGUAGAUUGCAUAGUACAAGAGUACCAUGUAGUUUGUUAUAGCACCAAGAUUGGUGAGGUUUCCUUUAAUUUCUCUCUCCUCAACUCAUUAGUCGACAUCAUUUUUCACUAAUUGUAUCACCUAUUGUUUCCAUUUUACAAUAACAUAAAUUAUUAAGGUCUC